AGAGCUAGCCAUGCUGUAGCGGCUAUCUCCUCUCUUCACCUUUGCUAUUUGCAGGAGAUUAGCGUAGACGAAAGCGGUACUACCCGCGGGUACAUAUGGAUAGAGAAGGUGAGAUGGAGAUGAAAGAGGAAGCAGAGGCGCCGCCAGGAGUGGAAGCGACGGGCGCCCCGUCUCGUUUCAGGAGGAUAUGCGUCUUCUGCGGGAGCAGCAAGGGCAAGAAGACGAGCUACCAGGAUGCCGCCGUUGAGCUUGGCCAGGAGCUGGUGGCAAGGAACAUUGAUCUGGUGUACGGGGGAGGGAGCGUGGGGCUGAUGGGCCUGGUCUCUCAAGCAGUCUACAGCGGAGGGAGGCAUGUCAUUGGGGUGAUUCCCAAGACCCUUAUGCCUAGAGAGAUAACAGGCGAGACAGUGGGGGAGGUGAAGGAAGUGGGCGAUAUGCACCAAAGGAAGGCUGAGAUGGCCAGGCAAUCUGAUGCAUUUAUAGCGCUCCCUGGGGGGUAUGGAACGCUCGAAGAGCUUCUAGAAGUAAUCACCUGGGCCCAGCUCGGCAUUCACGACAAGCCGGUCGGGCUGCUAAACGUGGACGGCUACUACAACGCCCUGCUGUCGUUCAUCGACAAGGCCGUGGAGGAAGGGUUCAUCAAGCCCACCGCUCGCCACAUCAUCGUGCUGGCUCCCACGCCCAAGGAACUGCUCAACAAGCUGGAGGAGUACUCUCCUCGGCACGAGGAGGUCGUGCCCAAGAUGAAGUGGGAGACGGAAUUGCAGCUCUGCAGAUGCAAGAACUGCGAGAUCCCUGGGCUGAUGAAAGAAGGCGCGGCGGCGAUCAUCCCGGCGCAGCGUGGAAGCAUGCUGUGAGUUCAGGAUCUGCAGAGAGCUCUGAACUUGUCGCGGCCAGUGGGUGUACUAUAUAUGAGCACUACGAGAUGACAUUGCUUUGUUUCUGUUUCAGUUCAUGUAACUUUGGGUAGAAGAGGCGCCUAAUGUUGUGAUUUGGGAGCUGUUGAUUGAUCAUUGAUCGGUAAUGUAAUUAGUAUGUAGUCGUGUAUUAUGUGCUGCGAAGUGUAGGGCUAAGAUUCAGAUGUUAUCGGUUGACGUGGAUUUUGUGUGCAUGCUAGUCGGUGAGGCGGAUGUUUCAAACAUGGGUACGUAUAUAUGAAGCCAUUUUUCAAAAAAUUAA
This is a messenger RNA of Brachypodium distachyon (stiff brome), 1179 nucleotides long. Its product is annotated as cytokinin riboside 5'-monophosphate phosphoribohydrolase LOG1. The record is from RefSeq and is a predicted model, not a curated record. Lineage: Eukaryota; Viridiplantae; Streptophyta; Magnoliopsida; Poales; Poaceae. Bases 96 to 857 code for a protein of 253 amino acids. Gene Ontology annotation, biological process: cytokinin biosynthetic process. The transcript has 7 exons. Gene Ontology annotation, cellular component: nucleus; cytosol. Gene Ontology annotation, molecular function: hydrolase activity, hydrolyzing N-glycosyl compounds.